Molecule: messenger RNA, 137 nt
Organism: Phaethon lepturus (White-tailed tropicbird)
Lineage: Eukaryota; Metazoa; Chordata; Aves; Phaethontiformes; Phaethontidae
Product: acyl-CoA-binding protein
Exons: 2
Biological process (GO): fatty acid metabolic process
Molecular function (GO): fatty-acyl-CoA binding
Source: RefSeq, a predicted model, not a curated record
ACCGCCCUGGUAUGCUGGACUUUAAAGGCAAAGCAAAGUGGGAUGCCUGGAAUGCAUUGAAAGGAAUGUCCAAAGAAGAUGCAAUGAAAGCUUACGUAGCAAAAGUGGAAGAACUAAAGGGCAAAUACGGCAUCUGA